AACAGCAGCAAGACGUAGAGUUAGAAGCCGAGAACACAACAGACGACAGCAUGUUGGCCGGACUGCUGACCCUGAUGUUCCUUCUGAUGGGAACGGCUGGACAAACACCACCAUCUAACGCUACAAUGGCCAACAACGCUACAAUGGCCAACAACGCUACAAUGGCCAACAACGCUACAAUGGCCAACAACGCUACAAUGGCCAACAACGCUACAAUGGCCAACAACGCUAAAAUGGCCAACAACGCUACAUAUACAAUGGCCAACAACUCCAUGAUCAACGCCACCACCCCCACCGUGAUGCCAAAUGAUCCAAUUCCUCCUGUUCCUCUCGGCUACAUCAUCGGCAGCCUGGUUGCCCUGGUCGUACUGGUGGGCGUUAUCAUCUUCUGCUGCAACUUUGAAUCAUCUAACGCUACAAUGGCCAACAACGCUACAAUGGCCAACAACGCUACAAUGGCCAACAAUGCUACAAUGACCAACAACGAUACAAUGGACAACAACGCCAUGAUGUCAACCACCGAGGCGAUAAUCCCUCCAAUUCCUCCUGUUCCUCCCGGCCACAUCAUCGGCGGCCUGGCUGCCCUGGCCGAGCUGGUGGGCGCUAUCUGCUUCUGCGCCGUGGCGUGUCGCAAAAACACCGAGGCCAGCUUCUCCAAGCUAGACCCUGCUGACGACACGAUCCCCGGUAGCCCGGCAGCCAAGGAGACGGGAAACACCAGCGCACCGACCGCAGGCCGUCGCGUCCGACACGUCUACAACCCGUCAUUCUUCCACCGAGGGUCUUACUCUCCUCCUCGACCCAUGGAGGCCGGCUACCCCGGCAUACAAAACACCGCCUUUACUCAGUAG
Molecule: messenger RNA, 851 nt
Organism: Branchiostoma belcheri (Belcher's lancelet)
Lineage: Eukaryota; Metazoa; Chordata; Leptocardii; Amphioxiformes; Branchiostomatidae
Exons: 5
Coding region: 51-851 (266 amino acids)
Source: RefSeq, a predicted model, not a curated record